AAAUGACACUUAUAUACCGCUUUCAACCGCUGCCACCAUGUAAUAUUGUUCGGUUUGUGGGUACAAACAGAUAUAGAGAGAGUGAAGAAACGCACGUCUGAAAAGGCUCUUUGGUUUUAUUAUAUUCCUCUAGUACAUUGUAACCGAAAAGUAACUACUGAGUAGAAGAAAGGUACUGUCUAAAUCCCGAUACGUACCUAACAGUUAUAACAGAAGAGUUGUGUGAUGUACAUUAUUCCACAGACACACGGGUAAAACCCGCCCUAUCGGUUGGCUGUUAUAUAAACGCAUGAACGAGGAAAUAAGAAGAUGCGUUCUUCUAAAAUAGACACACGGGUAAAACCCGCCCUAUCGGUUGGCUGUUAUAUAAACGCAUGAACGAGGAACUAAGAAGAUACGAUCAAGACAUUUUAAUAAAAAGCUCUGUUAUCUGGAAAGAACGCAAAAAUUUUAUUUGUGAGGUCGAAGAGCCUGUGUCUGAACAUUCGAAAAAGGAACAAGUUCUACUGAGCAAAAGACAAGAACUGAGAAAAGAGGAGGCCGCCAGGUCAGAAUGAUCAAAAAGCAAAACAGUGUUCGAACCUCAAAGUAGAACACAACCAGCAACUAUGACUGAACGGAUGACGUCAUUUUGCAUAUUUUUCGCCUCUUUCGUCCUCAUAGCCUUGGUCACAGGGUCGGACGAAGAGAAACACUGCCAUGUUCUCAAACACCUAUAUGUGGACGAUGCUCAGGCCCGGUUCGCCCUUAUGACGUCACUGAGGAAGGACGACAGUAACAAAGACAGCAACCAAUGUGCCCUGAUCUCCCGUGAGUCUCUGCAUAACGUGCUGGUCGUAGAGUGGAUCUUGGACAGAGUAAACGCCGCUAACAACGGAACAGGAUAUGUGCCAGGGAUCAAGAUUGCUGAUCGCGGACAUCCUCCAACAACUGGAGUGGACUUUUGUGGUGGUGGUGUAUGAGAACGACGUCUACGGCAGGACUGCCUCUCAAAUCUUGUCCGAGAAGGCGAAGGAGAGGGGAAUCUGCAUCACCAUGAAUGAGCCACUUCCGGACACGUUCAUCAGUGAUCUCAGUCGACGACUGGCCAAAGUGUUGGAGACGACCAAAGACAGGUCUAUGGGCAUUGUGUUCAUCGGCGGUCGGGACAUGGCAGAGCAACUUCUGUGGAACUUGGACCGUAACGACAACAGCAACCCUAUGUACGGCUUCCACUUCAUCCUCACAGACACCAUCAACAAGGACACGACCAUCUUCGACAACAAGGACUUUGGGCAGGGAACCUUGAGUAUCUCACCGUCAGAUCUACAUCUGGAUGAUUUUUAUACUGAGAUGUCUGAGAAGUAUCUUACCAGAAAAUCGGCACCUACAUAGACGGCAAGACCACCCUGAACAUGAGCGAGAUCCGGAUGUUAACCACAACCGGCGACCCCUCACGGUCCGUCCCGUCCAGCGUGUGUCGUGACCGCUGUGAGCAGUGCCUGAAACCUGACGUCAUACCCUUGGCCUUUAUGGAGGGAGACGCCUACAUCUUGGGCAUUUUCUCCCUGCAUGACCCCGUCAGUGAAGACCCUUUCUCCUGCGGCCAAUUUAGAAACGUCAGCAACGACGCUAUCGUCGCGGAGGGAUUUCUGUACGCCAUCAAAGACCUGCGCCGCAUCACAAACAUCCGGUUUGGCGCCAUCGCCAUUGACGACUGCUACAGCCCGCUGCGCACCACCAGCCUCCUGUCGGACUACUUCUCCGGCAUCGUGCCCACAGACGCCGACCUCUUCCCGUUAAAGCACAUCCCACGAGACAAGCUGGUGGGCGUGGUGGCCUGUCGCUCCAGCGGAUGUACCAUCCCGGCUGCCAGUUUCUUCAUGCCUCUCAACGUCCCGGUGGUCUCUUACGCCGCUAGCACUCCUGACCUUGACGACAAGGUCAACUACCCUUACUUCCUAAGGACUGUUCCCAGUGAUGUCUACCAGGCCCAGGUGAUGCUGAACAUCGUGAAGGAGAUGGGCUGGGAGUACGUGGGUCUGCUCUACGUCAGAAACAACUACGGUACAAAAGGCAUGCUCUCCUUCAAGCAGCUGGCCAUGGAGGAGGGGUCUGGCGUGUGCGCGGCUGAGGAAGUGGGUAUCAGCGAGCAGCAGUCACAGCUGGACUCGAGCGAGUUCUUCGACGCCUGGAGGAAGUUUGUGGAGCAGGACGUCGAGGUGGUCGUCUUUUUCGGGAUAGACUCCAGCUGGAAGUGAUGGGUCUGGAGAAAAAAGAGGAGUUCAGACAGCAUCUACGUCAGAAAUAUCCCUCCGCCAACGACCCCAACAUCUGGUUCCGCGAGUUUUGGCAGAACGCCUUCAAGUGUAACUUCAAGGGCGGAUUUAUCAACAGUUUUGACAAAGACUGCGACCCACAACAGCGGAUGAGCGAGGAGACUGUGGAGGAGCGCACGAACGAGCAGAGACUGGUGCACGUCAUGACGGCUGUCUACGCCCUAGGGAAGGGUCUGAAGGCGGCCAAAGACUCACUGUGUGAGAACGAAUUCCCGUGCCGGUUCUUACGUCAGAAGCCUGACCAGGUGUUGGAGAACAUCAAAGAACAGAGACGCCACGACGGUGCCCUCGAGUUCGAGGUCUUCAACUCCAGCGGAAACGGAAAUAUCGGCUUUGAUGUUUUCAGUAUCCAAGCAGACAGCACUGGGGGUUACGAUUAUUUAAAGGUUGGGACGUACAAUUCUAAAGAAAGCGUGUUCCAAAAAGAAAAACUCAAGUUCUAUACUGACGUUGGAUUUGAAAAGAAAGAGAUAAAGGCCAAAUGUACAGACUUUCUCUGCAACCAUUGUCCCAAAGUCACCCCUGGAUCCGGCGGGGGCGGUGAAGCGAAGGGAAGCGACUCUGGAAUGGAUGAUUUCCGGAGUUCUGAUAUCCUGAUUGUCUCCCUUAUAGCAGUCCUUAUCCUUGCGGUGUUGGUUGUGGUGGCUGCCUUAGUCAUCUGCUACAGGAAGAAAUAUCAUGUGUUGGAGAAAAAGCUGGGUGCUAAGGAGGAACAAAUCUACGAUGAGCCUGAGCACAGAGUGUACCAGGGAGACUACCUACACACACACGGUCUCACUUUCGCCAACCUGCAGAUGGACCCGUACAGACUGGACAAUGAAAACAACAAGAACAACAACAAUAACAGCAACAUCAACAACAACAGCAGCAGCAGUGAAAACAGCAGGAGGGGCGACGACAACACCGGCCUCCCUCCCGUCCCUUCGUUCAACCGUGGUGUGAGCAACCCCUCGUUCCUCCAUGACCACAUCGACUCUGUCUCCCAGAUUGGGCAGGCGGACGAGAUCUCUGUGCGCUCUCAGCCCGAGGGGAGAAACGCUCACAGCAGUCGGCCCUUCUCUACCAUGAGCGCCCCUCCCAUACACUACACAGGCAGAACUCUACCACUGAGCGUCAUCAGCGGGCGGACCCCCAUGGACUUCACCCGCGAGAACCCCGCGUAUGUGGGGAGUUCCUCUGAGCACACAGAGGGGCCCAGUAGUCGAGCCAUCAGCUCUCACAUGUCUAGCCUCAACAACCCGGGGCUAGUCAGCGGCGCGUCCAGUAUACAGAAACGACCUCCAUCCAGCAUGGCCUUGACUUCUAUGGCAGGAAGUGGCCCCUCCCAGCCAUACGGUGGACCAAACAUGCGCGUGAUCCUCCCCUCCUCCUCCAUCUCCUCCGGGGUUCAGCCCGGGAUGCAGGGACUGGAGGGUCUAGUUUACUACACAGCAGGACCUGACGGACAGCUCGUGGCUCAGAUACCCUCCCCCAACACACCAAUCGUCAUGUCACCGCACAUGUAUCCCGUGUCUGACUCCAACCCCCCUCAACAACACAACAUCAGCCCCCAGGGGGAGCCACUGUACACUCACCAGGGGUCAAUAAGUGGCGCUGACCCUAAUUCCCCACCCAUUAACCCGAAUUUCGGACCAUACAGCUUCGCCCUCGCCCAACAAAGACAAGCCUCAAGAGCCCCUCAAGCGGUCAUGGUGUCACCGCCCAUCAUAGAGGAAGGGCACGCUGCAGGGGGAGAAGAUCUUGGCCGCUGCGUCCAGCCUGGGGAUAUAGAACUGAAGGAUAUGGGCGUGGCCUGGGCUAGGGGAGAGGUCAAUCCAGCGCACGUGGCAGGUCAACACCCGCUACAGGUGUCUGCUAUACCGGCCAACGUGUCCGAGUCAGCUGUAGACUACUCACCCAUUCACUACGCCAGCCCCUCACGCCCUACUCCUCAUCAGCAGCCGCAGAAGCAACAACAGCAACAGCAACAGCAACAACAACAGCUUAACCCUCUACAGAAACACCACCUGCAGCAGUAUCUCAUUCAACAGGAUCAGCUACAGCAAGCACAGGUGCACCAACAGCAGCAACAGCAACAGCAACAACAACAGCAACAACAACAGCAACAACAGCAACAACAGCAACAACCACAAGCCAACAGCCAACCACCCUCAGGCACAGACCAACCCAUGGAGGUCCGACGUCGGGGGUCCUGUGACGUCACUAACACGACCUCCAGCCCACCCCGAGACGACCGGCCUGGGCUGAGAGACAGCAAGAGUAGCCUCUCGUCCUCCAUGCCAGACAUUGUGGGAGAGCUGACCUCUCACCACAACCUAGACGACCUGCCCUUGGACUCCAUAGACCUUUCCUCUAGCAGGGAAUCGCUGGACGGACCUGAAGGGCACACGCGACUUCCCAAUGGUGACAGGGUGAGACUGAGCAAUCUGGCAGCGUUGGGAAGCAACAUUACAAAAGUGUAAAGAGCGUACGAUCAAAGCUUACAGAGAAAGGAUUAAGUUAAAGUUUUAGUUUGGUAAGAGUCUAGCUUAGCUCUAGCUCAAGUUACCGAAGAGACUGUGUACAAAAAUGUGUAUAAAAGAUACGGCGUUUGUGUACAAAGAUACGGUGCGUGUGUAAAGAGACAUGAUGUGUAGACGUACACAUGUGUACCGUAUGUCUUUUCUUGUUAAUUAUAACGUGGUAUUUUUACUGAGCAAGCUACAAUUACAUUAAACAAAACGUGAAUUUCCAAAACACUUUUCUUUACUCCUAAGGAAUUUUACGAAAAGGGUAAGUUAAGUUUGCUUAUUAUCAAUAUUAUGGUCACCAAAUUCUGCAUUACAUUUUAGGUGUGGCUACCGUUAUCAUCACAAAAGUAAUACUAUCAUCAUAACUAUGUCAUAGCAUAAGUAAUAAUAAAGUGAAGACUUACAAACAUUUGUACAACAAAGUGUGAAAUCCGAAUGGAAAGUUAUAUUUGGAAUAUGCUGCCACUGGAGAUGAACCGUUUGACCUUUUGUUGUAAUGGUACGCACUGCAUCAACAAUUUAGUUUAGAUCGUUCCAGAAAGAGGGGUGGGGUAAUUCGACAGUGCCUCGGGGGUGACACCUAGCAGAAAGACAGAGAUAUUUAUUUGAGAAAAUACUAUGUUGUCUCCAUAUGGGAAUCGAACUUCCAUCCUCGGCUAGCUGGGCCGAAAGUUUAAACCCUUACACCACAGACAUGGACUUUUUAUGGUCACAGCCUACCUUCUAAGUGACCUUCGAUGGGGGCAUUUAAAAACUUCAUUAAAAAUAAUGAAAACUGAAAUACCUAACUAUAAUAGUAGGGAAAAAGAAAACCAGCGCUUGCUACUGAAUGCCAUCCUUGAGGCCAUCUACCUUCUAAGACGUUUUAUGCUUUCUCUGACGAUUUAACAAAUGCGAGACCACACGAUAUUUACUGGCGUCUGUGGUAUAGUUUCAGUCACUCCUCUGAAGACAUACAUUCGAUUCCCAAGCGAGGAGAUAAUAUUAUGUCUAAAAUCUUUGUCUUUCUGCUGCGGGUCUGUAUUCUACUUCACACAGAUUGGUGUUGACAGGCAGGGUUCCAAUUUUGUGUGUUUUUGGUCGUUAGACAUUUACAAUCAAUAAAUCAAUAAAUCAAUCAGCCCUCUCAUUUCAAGGUCACUGUAAUGACCUUACACCUACGAGUUCACAUGUUAAGUGUGGUCACCCGCCUAGACCCUUCUCUCAUGUUGACAACUGUUCAUAGAGUAUUGUGAUAUAUAUGUGUUUAAAUAUACCUACAUAAUUAUGUAUAUGUAGCACACCUCGAAAAUCUCAUAUCACACAUAAUGAUAUUUUGGACAGUUUAUAGUAUGUGUAUUUUUGAAAUGUUUUACACUGUGUAGUUUUUGAAGAAGCUAUAUAAUACUAUUUACCUUCAACUAUUUUUACCUUUUCAUUUUUAAACAUAAUAACUAUUAUAACUUACAAUGAAAUAGCUUGUCGGAAUCCAAGAAAUACUACUAUUCAAGUGUAGAUCAGAAAGCAAACUGAACCUUGGUGCAGCUAAAUCACUGCAUAAGGUCUUAUCAGAGGUUGUUUUGUUUUGAUCACCUAACCACAAAAUUGGACUUGUGAAGUCCAACAGGUUUCAAAUCGACCUUUUUUCCAAAUGAAAUUUCCACCAGUCUCAAUUGAUUUUUAUUCUCUUAGGGCUCUCCGUUAAGUGUUUGGACUUCUCGGUUUUUUCUGACACGUAAUCCAAUGCUGUGAAUGAAAUGCUUCUAGUUUCCUCGGCGAAAAUUAACGUGUUCAUGCACCAAAAGGUCUGACGUUUGAUCAGUUAAUUAGUUUUAAUGGUAUUGAUACAUUUUGGCGCAUUAUGUAAUCACAGCUGCUCUAAUGUCAAUGAAAACGAAAUGAAUUUUCUGCAUUAGAAAUAUUGUAAAAUAGUUUUCCACUAUUACAUCUGACGUUGUUUUUGUCAGAUCAGAUAUUAAUGUUCACAUAUACAUUAAAA
Aplysia californica (California sea hare) is the source of this 6806-nucleotide messenger RNA. RefSeq lists its product as uncharacterized. NCBI's taxonomy places the organism in Eukaryota, Metazoa, Mollusca, Gastropoda, Aplysiida, Aplysiidae. The record is from RefSeq and is a predicted model, not a curated record. Gene Ontology annotation, biological process: G protein-coupled receptor signaling pathway. Gene Ontology annotation, molecular function: adenylate cyclase inhibiting G protein-coupled glutamate receptor activity. Gene Ontology annotation, cellular component: membrane.